This is a messenger RNA of Anguilla rostrata (American eel), 1366 nucleotides long. It is a transcript of the gene uox, whose product is annotated as urate oxidase. The transcript has 9 exons. The record is from RefSeq and is a predicted model, not a curated record. Gene Ontology annotation, molecular function: urate oxidase activity. Gene Ontology annotation, biological process: urate catabolic process; purine nucleobase catabolic process. Bases 254 to 1141 code for a protein of 295 amino acids. Gene Ontology annotation, cellular component: peroxisome. NCBI's taxonomy places the organism in Eukaryota, Metazoa, Chordata, Actinopteri, Anguilliformes, Anguillidae.
CUGGGCCACUUGUCAAGCUAGUUCAGCUGAUAAAAUCAGGCUACAGUUUGAUUUUUUCUUUACAUCCUUUUUUUUGGCAUUAAUCAAAGUCUUACAGCUUUUUUUUGAUUAUCCAUAAAAUCAUCUCCAGGAACAUAGGGUAGGAAUGUCAGAUCUUCAUCCUUUUUUGGGACACUGAGACUUGCGGUUAAGAGCCAAACCCUUGUGUAGAAGAGGACAGAAGGAAAACACACUGCUGGAAAGAAGAAAAAAAAUGGCACAUCAGGAAGUGGAGUUCGUGCGGACAGCCUACGGAAAGAACGCAGUGAAAGUGCUGUACAUCAGGAGAGAGGGGACACACCACAGCAUCAUAGAACUCAAGGCAGAUGUGCAGCUUACACUGAAGACACGCAAAGACUACCUGCAUGGCGACAACUCUGACAUCAUCCCCACUGACACCAUCAAAAAUACUGUGCAUGCUCUGGCUAAGCUGAAAGGGGUCAGGACUAUCGAGCAGUUCGCUUUAGACAUCUGUGAACACUUUUUGACAGCCUUCAACCAUGUCACCAGAGCCAAGGUGAACAUUGAAGAGGCACCAUGGAAAAGACUAGAGAAGAAUGGUGUAGAGCACAGCCACGCAUUCAUCCUCACCCCAGAAGCUUGCCGCUUUUGUGAUGUUGAGCAAAAUCUAAAUGAGAACCCUGUGAUCCACUCUGGUAUGAAGAACAUGACGGUUCUGAAGACCACACAAUCUGGCUUUGAGAACUUCCUGAAAGACAGGUUCACCACACUUCCAGAAACUAAGGACAGGUGCUUCUGUACCUCUGUUUACUGCAGAUGGCACUACAAUACACACAAGGAUAUCCCCUUCAACUCAAUAUGGAAGACUGUCAGAGACAUUAUCAUUGAGAAGUUUGCAGGCCCCUAUGACCGUGGGGAAUAUUCUCCUUCUGUCCAGAAGACCCUGUACGAGACACAGGUUAUAGUGCUCAGCAGAGUACCAGAGGUAGAAGAAAUUGAGAUAAUAAUGCCAAACCAGCAUUAUUUCACCAUCGACAUGACAAAAAUGGGGCUUUCCAACAAGGAUGAGGUCCUCUUGCCCCUGGAUAAUCCCUCUGGAGACAUCAGAGGAACAGUGAAGAGGAAACGUGCAAAACUGUGAGAGGAAGAGUAGCAGAGCAUUAAAAGGCAAGAGACAACCACAGUACAAAUUUGUCUCAAAGAAUUUAAUCACCAGAAAAUAUAUACAUCUGGUCAUGAUGUUUCCUACAUGAGUAACAGAAGAAUGGAUUUUCACAUUUGAAGCAAAUUGUUCAUCAUGAGUGAUUCAGUGUGUUCUCCCCAACUGCAUCUUUUACUAUAUCGCAAAUAAAGUCCAAUAAAUAAA